UUUGUUGCGAGGCUCAGGCAGGGGUACGAGACCAUGCCCAAAUAAGGCCAGAGGGGAGGCCAUUUAAAGUUAGAGAUAGCAUGUGCUUGGCCAUUUGUUACAGGGGGACCAGUUCAGCAGGACAUUCAUUAGGCAAUUCAUUCAUUCAUUCACAAGAAUGAUGGGAGACCCAAUCCAGUUAAAAGAUGAAGGAAACAAACACUUUCAGGCCGGAGAUAUCGACCAGGCCAUUGAGUGCUACACUAAUGCCAUCAAAGUGUGCAAGGACAAGAAGGUGCUAGCUGUAAUUUACAGGAACAGAUCUGCAUGCUAUCUAAAAAAGGAAAACUACACAAAUGCAGCAUCUGAUGCAUCUAAAGCAAUUGACGUGGACGCAGCAGACAUUAAAGCGUUGUAUCGGCGCUGCCAAGCUCUGGAGAAGCUUGGAAAAUUGGACAUGGCUUUCAAGGAUGUACAGAGAUGUGCUACCCUUGAACCAAAGAACAAGACCUUCCUGGAAACUCUCCGCAGACUGGGAGCAGAAAUCCAGACCAAGCUCAAAACAACAUUCUCCACAGAUUCAAGGGUGCAGAACAUGUUUGACAUUCUCCUAAAUGAAGAAAUGGAGAAAGACAAGCAGGAAAAGGCUGCCAACAACUUGAUUGUGUUGUCAAGAGAAGACGCUGGAGCAGAGAGAAUCUUCCAGAAUAAUGGUGUGGCACUGCUACUCAACAUGAUAGAGACAGGCAAACCAGAAAUGAUCCUGGCUGCCGUGCGUACCUUGUCAGGAAUGUGCACAGGACACAAAGCUCGGGCCAUGGCAAUUGUUCACAUGGUGGGUGUUGAUAAGAUGUGCAGCAUCAUGGCAGUUGACAAUGAGGAGAUUGCACUGGCAACAUGCAACCUCUUCCAGUGCAUCAAUGAUUCCCUCUCUGGUGAAGACACAAGGGAAUAUGGGAAAGAAGCAGCCUUGGUCAUGGAUGCAUCUAAAGACCUGAAAACCAUUCUGCUCUCUCUGCUGGAGAUGGUCGCUAGUAAGAAAGUGUCUGGUCACGGCAGAGAUCAGGCUCUUAACCUCCUGACCAAGAACGUACCUCGCAAAGACAAGAAAGAGAGCAACAACUCGAGGACUCUCUUCACCAUUGACCACGGUCUGAAGAAGAUCCUUAAGGUCUGUGGUCAGGUUCCUGAACUGCCAGACCAGUUGCCGUUAACUGAGAACACACAGCUGAUCGCUAGCGUGCUCCUCAACAAGCUCUAUGACGACCUCAAGUGUGACCCAGAGAGAGACAACUUCAGGGAUAUUUGUGAUGAAUAUGUCAAAUCCAAAAUUGACCCCAACAAUAUGGACAAGACGCUUCAUGCCAUCAACACCGUCUCAGGGCUGCUGCAAGGUCCCUUCGAUGUAGGUAAUGCCCUGGUUGGACGGCAAGGCGUCAUGGAGAUGAUGGUGGCACUGUGUGGCUCCGAACGAGAGGUGGACCAGAUGGUUGCUGUGGAGGCGCUGAUCCAUUCCUCCUCAAAGAUGAGCCGUGCCAGCUUCAUUAUUACCAACGGUGUGUCGAUGCUCAAGGACAUUUACAAGAAGACCAAAAAUGAGAGGAUCAAAAUACGUGCGCUGGUGGGUCUCUGUAAACUGGGCUCAGCUGGAGGCGAUGAUUACAGUAUGAGGCAGUUUGCUGAGGGCUCCACGGAGAAGCUGGCCAAGCAGUGCAGAAAGUGGCUCUGUAACCCUCAGAUUGAUACCAAAACAAGGAAGUGGGCCAUUGAGGGUCUUGCUUACCUGACCAACGAUGCUGACGUAAAAGACGACUUUGUGGAGGAUGAACUUGCAAUGAAAGCCAUGUUUGAACUGGCAAAGUCCAAGGAUAAAACAAUCUUAUAUGCAGUUGCUUGCAUCUUGGUUAACUGCACCAACUGCUAUGAGAAGAAGGAGAUCAUACCUGAGCUGGUUCAGCUUGCCAAGUUCUCAAAACAGCAUGUGCCGGAGCAACACCCGAAGGACAAGAAAGACUUUAUCGAGAAGAGAGUGAAAAGGCUGGUGAAGGCCGGAGUCACAUCAGCUCUUGCUGUCAUGGUUAAAGCAGACAGCUCCAUCUUGACUGAUCAGACCAAGGAGAUGCUGGCAAGGGUUUUCUUGGCAUUGUCAGAGGAUCCCAAAGAUCGUGGUACUAUUGUUGCCCAAGGUGGGGGAAAGGCAUUGAUACCACUUGCUCUGGAAGGGACAGAAGCUGGAAAGGUGAAAGCCAGCCACGUUCUUGCCAAGAUAGCGUCUAUUUCCAACCCAGAAAUCGCCUUUCCUGGUGAAAGGGUGUAUGAGGUGGUGCGACCUUUAGUUAACCUCCUUCAGACAGAUCGAGAUGGAAUGCAGAACUAUGAAGCUCUGAGAGGUCUCACCAACUUGGCUGGUUUCAGUGAAAAACUAAGAGUGAAGAUUGUAAAAGAGAAGGCUUUACCAGAGAUUGAGAACUACAUGUUUGAGGACCACGAGCAGAUCAGACAGGCCGCCACUGAAUGCAUGUGCAACCUUGUAUCAUGUAAAGAGGUGCAAGAGCGUUACCUGCAGGAUGGCAACGAUAAACUGAAGCUGCUGGUGCUGCUAUGUGGUGAAGAUGAUGAGAAAGUUCAGAUAGCUGCAGCUGGAGCUUUGGCUAUGCUCACCAGUUCUCAGAAGAAGCUGUGCAUGAAGAUGACCCUUGUGACAACCCAAUGGCUCGAGAUCCUGCAGAGGUUAUGUCUCCACGACAACCCUAUGAUACAGCAUCGUGGUCUUGUGAUUGUCUACAACAUGCUCAACUCAGACAACAACGAGCUGCCCAAGAAGCUGAUCGAGUGUGAGAUGCUGGAAAUCCUCACAGUGAUUGGCAAGGCGGAGGACAAUCCUAAGAGGCAGGCGGCCAUUGAUGUGGCACGCACAUGCCUGGUCACAGCUAUGGAUCUCGGGCUUAUCAAACCCUUCAGCACCCCUUCCUAAAACCCAAGAAGCCAAACAACAACAACAGCGAUGGACGUUCUUCUUUAUUUUCUCUGUUAAAUAGAGACCUGUUUCCAGAAGGUUUUUUUUGUCCACCUCAGAUAUUAAAUGAUUCAUCAACCUGAUUUCAAAACUAAAUAUAAUCCCUCAUGUUUUGUUUUCUUUUUCUAAUUUUUUUACAGAGAUUGUUUUGGGUAGUUUGUCCCACUGUGUAACAUCUCUUUUUCUGCUGUAUUAGAAGAAAUGUAUUAGACUAUUUCUUUUUGUGCCUUAAAGUUUAAAUAUUGUUUACAUGGCAUUUGUGUGGUUAAAUUAGACGAAAUAUACCAUUUAAAUAAUAA
Molecule: messenger RNA, 3294 nt
Organism: Mugil cephalus (flathead mullet)
Lineage: Eukaryota; Metazoa; Chordata; Actinopteri; Mugiliformes; Mugilidae
Gene: unc45b
Product: unc-45 myosin chaperone B
Exons: 20
Coding region: 158-2953 (931 amino acids)
Molecular function (GO): Hsp90 protein binding
Source: RefSeq, a predicted model, not a curated record